AUGGCUAAGAGACACGCAAUUGAAACAGUCGACAGAAGCUUUCGUGAUAUAAUGGAAAAAAAUGUGCCUUUUGGGGGAAAAGUAAUGGUAUUUGGAGGUGACUUUCGACAAGUGCUACCGGUGGUUCCAAAAUCAACACGAGCAGAGACAGUGGAUGCAAGUUUGGUAAGGUCAUAUUUGUGGCCUUUGAUGGAAAAAAUUCAUUUAACAUCCAACAUGAGGGCAAGAACAGAUCCAAAUUUUAGCAACUUCUUGAUUCGUGUUGGAAACGGCGAAGAGAACACAAUACGGGAUAAUUUAAUACUACUACCACAACAAAUAGUGGUCCACCCAACUGGUCAGGGUAAGGCAGAAGAAUGCUUGGUAACAGAAAUUUUUAAAGGGCUACAACAAAAUUACAGAUCGGCAAAGUUUAUUACUGAAAGGGCAAUCUUAGCAAGUCGAAAUGAAUUCGUAGAUAAUAUAAAUGAAAUGAUGAUUACUCGAUUCCCAGGAGAAACCAGAACAUAUAUCAGUUUCGACUCGGCAGAAGAUGAUACCAAUAAUUACUAUCAAGAAGAAUACCUAAAUACAUUAACUCCAAAUGGUCUGCCGCCACAUAGGUUGGUUUUGAAAGAGAAUGCGCCUAUCAUGAUGCUGCGCAAUUUAGACCCAUCAAAUGGUUUAUGCAAUGGGACACGAUUGAUUUGUAGAGGUUUUGACAACAAUGUCGUGCAUGCAGAAAUAACUACAGGAGAAUUUGCAACAAAACAUGUGUUUAUACCAAGAAUCCAAUUAUCGCCGCCUGAGAAUGAAGGAUAUCCUUUUAAAUUUAUUCGGAAGCAAUUUCCAAUACGUCUAUGUUUUGCCAUGACAAUAAAUAAGGCUCAAGGUCAAACGAUACCUAAUGUGGGAUUAUAUCUUCCCCAACAUGUUUUCUCCCAUGGGCAACUAUAUGUAGCUUUAUCAAGAAGAAUCUCAAUGGCAACAACAAAGGUAUUGGUUAUGACUGAACAACCAGAUACGGGGACAGGGACAUAUGCAAGAAAUAUCGUAUACAAGGAAGUAUUAGGUUAG
Messenger RNA from Solanum verrucosum, 1056 nucleotides. RefSeq lists its product as uncharacterized. Gene Ontology annotation, biological process: telomere maintenance; DNA repair. Gene Ontology annotation, molecular function: DNA helicase activity. The record is from RefSeq and is a predicted model, not a curated record. NCBI's taxonomy places the organism in Eukaryota, Viridiplantae, Streptophyta, Magnoliopsida, Solanales, Solanaceae. The coding region runs from base 1 to 1056 and encodes 351 amino acids. The transcript has 2 exons.